Molecule: messenger RNA, 2747 nt
Organism: Geodia barretti
Lineage: Eukaryota; Metazoa; Porifera; Demospongiae; Tetractinellida; Geodiidae
Source: the annotation of a GenBank genome assembly
CAGCAGCAGCCAUGUGCGAGGUUCAGCUGGACUUUGAGAACCAGAUGUUCAUUGAGCUCCUCGCUCAGGACGGCAUGGUCGUCCUGGCCAGGGGCCUUGGGCUUGAGAGACUGUUUCUGAAGUUCCUGAAGUUGUACUCUGACCACCACCAGCUGGUUCUGGUCCUCAACACCUCUCCUGCCCACCAGGGUCAGUAUAUGGAGGAGCUGUUGCGGGAAAAGGUUGACCAUCUUCCUCGAUCAAUCACCAACGAAGUCUCCGUAAAGGAGAGGGAGACGGUGUACCAGAGAGGGGGUGUGGUGUUCAUCACAUCUCGAAUUCUAGUGGUGGAUUUGUUGCGAGGGCAGUGUCCCGUUGCGGGUGUUUCUGGUCUCCUUAUAUGGAGUGCUCACAAAGUGACAGAGACGUCAAGUGAGGCAUUCAUCAUCAGACUCUUCAGAGAAUCUUCAAAGAGCGGAUUCGUCAAGGCAUUCUCUGACAGUCCAGAGCAGUUUAUGUCGGGAUUCUGUCAACUUGAGAGGGUGAUGCGCUGCCUUUUCCUCCGUCACCUAUACCUCUGGCCACGGUUCCAUGCCACAGUGAGCUCUUCUCUAGCCACACACAAGCCAGAGGUGGUUGAACUAAGACAGCAGCUGAGUCCCGCUAUGACAGCUAUCCAAAUGGCAGUUCUCGAUCUCAUCAAGUCUUGUAUCUCUGAACUCAAGACCUCGAACCCUGCCGUGGUUGGAGAUGGAUGAGGUUACCGUGGAGAUGUGCAUGGGGAAGGCGUUUGAUGUGGUGAUAAGACAUCAGCUGGACCCACUCUGGAACCAACUGAGCUCCAAGACAAGACAACUGGUGUUUGAUCUAAAGACACUGCGAACCAUCCUCUACUUCCUGACGCAAUAUGACUGUGUCACUUUCUUUCACUAUCUGGAGGGUCAGAGGGCUGAAAAGACCGGAGGUGGUAAAGCCAACUGGAUGCUGUUGGACUCAGCUAACAUUGUGUUUGCGAGAGCCAGAGAGAGGGUGUUUGGAGACCAGAUGAGUCUGUGUCUGGAGGAAAGUCCAAAGUGGCAUCUGUUGAGAAUGGUGUUGGAGGAAGUGAGGGGAGAGGUUGGCGGAGGAGAGGGGGGUGUGGGGAGUGGGAGGGUUCUGGUGGUGGUCAAUGAUGAGAGGACAUCCUACCAACUUAAACAGUUCCUGUGUUCUGGUGGGCGGAGCUUACUGGAGCAGCAGUUUCAUAGAUUCCUCUCUCAAAAGUACCCUCAGUACCAGCUGGGAGGAGGGGGCGUGGCCGAGGUGGGCGGGGCCAGGAAGAGGAAGCAGGCGGCUCCGAGGAAGGCAUACCACCAGCAGUCUGCAGGCAAAUCUGGUGAACCAAGAGAUGGAGGAGACAGGUGGGAGGAAGAAGAUACCGCUGCCUUGUACGAGGGACUGGGACAGGCCGAACUCCAGUUCAGUGAAGAUGGCAGCAUGAAGGUAGCUCCGCCCACCUCCAAAGAAGACCACACCCACUUCAGACUCCUCCCUGAGCCCGUGGUCGUGUUUCAUGCUCUGGAGAUUGCCGGAGAGCAGCCGCACCAGCUGCAUCGUGUUCUGGAUGAACUCCGGCCUCGUUACGUGGUCAUGUAUGACCCUGACGUACGCUCCGUCAGACAGCUGGAGGUGUACCAGUCCAGUCACCCGGAAACGAGAGUGAGAGUGUACUUCCUUCUGUAUGACAUUUCCGUGGAGGAACAGAGGUACCUGACAGCUCUCAGGAGAGAGAAGGAGGCUUUUCAGCAGCUGAUCAGAGAGAGAGCUCAAAUGGUUCUCCCGGUGGACCAAGGAGUGGGCGGAGCCAAAGAUUUCACUGACCACACCCACUCACGUAGAGCUGGAGGUCAGAGCUCGGAGGAGAAGGUAUAUGCACACAUACACACUUACAAUUGCCUACCUGAGUAGACGAUAUGGCAACACAACCACUAGAGUGAAGAAGUGAACAGGUUUUGGGUGUAGAUACGAAACAUGUUGUCAAGUUGACCAUCUCUGUCUUCAGGUGAUAGUUGACAUGAGAGAGUUCAGAAGUUCUCUGCCUUCUCUCCUCCACAAGAGAGGAAUCAACAUUCUGCCUCUCACUCUGGAGGUGGGGGACUAUGUCCUGACGCCAGAUGUGUGUGUGGAGAGGAAGAGUGUCAGCGAUCUCAUCUCCUCCCUCAACUCCGGUCGACUCUACUCCCAGGCCACUGCUCUCACUCGCCACUACCCCAGACCCCUCCUCCUGAUCGAGUUCCCUCACGACAAGUCAUUUUCCCUGCAGAGUCUGGCUGGUGUCCAGUCUGACAUGUCGUCCCAGAGCCCACUCUCUAAACUGGUUCUACUCACCCUCCAUUUCCCUGCUUUGAGGGUCAUGUGGUGCUCCAGUCCUCACGCUACUGUUGAACUAUUCCUUGAACUAAAGCGAGGCCACGCCCAGCCAGAUGCGGCCCAGGCGGUGUCGAUAGGACAAGACAGUCUGCUCGGCUCUGGGAUGGGGUCAGGGUACAACGGAGCUGCUCAAGAUUUCCUGAUGAAGUUGCCAGGAAUCAACUCACGGAACUGCAGGGUGGUUCUGGAGAAGGUGAAAGAUUUACAAGAACUGGUCUCCUUGUCACAAGAACAGCUGGAACAGUUGCUCGGCAACAGCAACAACGCCUCUCUCCUCUUUUCAUUCCUGCAUUCUUGUCAUUCAUCCUCCCAAGAUUAACCCCCUGUCUCCCCAAUUCAUGUUGCAAAUCCUUAUAAUU